This is a messenger RNA of Phytophthora sojae, 429 nucleotides long. RefSeq lists its product as hypothetical. The coding region runs from base 1 to 429 and encodes 142 amino acids. The transcript has a single exon. Lineage: Eukaryota; Oomycota; Peronosporomycetes; Peronosporales; Peronosporaceae. The record is from RefSeq and is a predicted model, not a curated record.
AUGUCUCCUCGCACCUGUCUGACGCUAGAACAAAAGAUCCAAGUGCACCUAAAGCUCAAGCAGAAUCCUGGCAUGAACAACCCCAUGCUCGCCGAGUGGAUCUACGCAACUUUCAAGGCCCGGGUCAGCCGUGCCACACUCGCCCGACUGCGCAACCUGCCUUCUUCCUACUUCAGCCACGUCGACCUGAGUGCGACCAAGCGGCGCCGAGUGAAAUUCCCUCAGUUCGAGCGGGAACUGAGGGAAUUUUUCUUUCAGAACGAAGCUAAAACGGCGAUGGCGGACGACGUGCUCCUGCUGAAGGCGCAUGAGCAGGCGGAGCGCUUAGGAGGAAGAGGAGGAACAGGAACCCGCAGUUCAACCUGCCAUUGCUCUGAGACACUGCAUGGAGCUGGCUGCAUUUCUGCUGCAAUGCGGAGAGCAGACUGA